AUGGCAGCAGCAGCAACGAAGAAUGCUAAGUCUGCGGACGGCAAGUUCGCUGAUAUGCAGAGAGAUACUGUCGAGCUAAAUGACAAGCACCAUAUGACUACUGACUAUGGCAUCAAAAUCUCCGAUCCAGACCACUGGUUGCGUGUGGUUAAUGAUAAGAACACCGGGCCCAUGCUCCUAGAGGAUCAAAUUGCCCGUGAGAAGAUUAUGCGCUUUGACCAUGAACGUAUCCCCGAGCGAGUCGUUCAUGCCCGAGGUACCGGUGCCUUUGGCACAUUCAAACUUUUCGAGAGCGCAGAGGACGUUACGACUGCCGGCGUCCUGACCGACACAUCUCGCGAGACACCACUGUUCUUACGCUUCUCAACCGUUCAAGGCAGCAAAGGUAGUGCGGACACAGUUCGUGAUGUGCGCGGCUUUGCCAUUAAGAUGUACACUGCGGAGGGAAAUUGGGAUAUCGUCGGCAAUAAUAUCCCCGUCUUCUUCAUCCAGGACGCUGUCAAGUUCCCGGAUGUUAUUCACUCGGUUAAGCCUGAGCCUCAUAAUGAAGUGCCACAGGGCCAGAGUGCGCAUAACAACUUUUGGGACUUUGUGUAUAUGCAUUCGGAGACAACGCAUAUGAAUUACUGGCAAAUGUCUGACCGGGCUAUUCCGAGGUCUUACCGUAUGAUGCAGGGCUUCGGUGUGAACACUUACUCCCUUAUCAACAAGGAGGGAAAGCGUCACCUUGUCAAAUUCCACUUCACCCCCGAGUUGGGUGUACACUCGCUGGUCUGGGAUGAGGCCUUGAAGAUCUGUGGUCAGGACCCGGACUUCCACCGCAAGGAUCUCAUGGAUGCAAUUGACGCUGGCCACUUCCCACGAUGGAAGUUUGGUCUUCAGCUUAUUCCCGAAGAGAAGGUUGAUGAUUUUGAAUUCGACCCGUUGGAUGCCACCAAGGUCUGGCCUGAGGAGCUCGUGCCUAUUCGAUACAUUGGCCAACUGGAGCUUAACCGAAAUAUCGACGAGUUCCAUCCCCAGACCGAGCAGGCCGCCUUCUGCACGAGCCAUAUCGUGCCUGGCAUCGAUUUCUCGAAUGACCCAUUGCUUCAGGGCCGCAAUUUUUCCUACUUCGAUACGCAAAUUUCUCGUCUCGGACCGAACUGGGAGGAACUGCCUAUCAACCGCCCAGUCUGCCCGUAUAUGAAUCUAGUCAACCGUGAUGGCUCGAUGAAGCAUCGCAUCACAAAGGGCACGGUAAACUACUGGCCCAACCGCUUCCAUGCAAACCCACCUGCCGAGCCAUCCCAGGGAGGUUUCACCAGCUACCCGGAGAAACAGCAAGGUAUCAAGGCGCGCGCUCUGUCAGAGAAAUUCAAGGAGCAUUAUAACCAAGCGCAAACUUUCUACAACUCCCUCUCCGAGAUUGAAAAGUUGCACGUCGCCAAGGCGUUCUCAUUUGAACUGGAUCACUGCGAUGAUCCCAUCGUUUACAAGCGCAUGACCGAACGAAUUGCCGCUGUCAGCACCGAGCUCGCAGAAAUGGUCGCCACAAAUGUCGGCGGUGACCUACCAUCCAAGUCUCCCAAGUCCAACCACGGCAAGAAGGCCAAGGGUCUCAGCCAGCUUGAGUACCUUCCCGAGAAGCCGGUGAUUGAUACUCGCCGCGUCGCAAUCCUUCUCGCCGACGGCUUCGACUACAACGCCUAUGUCACCAUGAAGGACGCCCUGUCUGAGCGGGGCGCCUUCGUCUUCACGAUCGGCGCACAGCGCAAGGGCGUCACCUCCGAGUCUGGCCAGAAGGUCGUACCAGAUCAUUUCUUCACGGGCAUGCGGUCGACGCUGUUUGACGCUACAUUUAUUCCCGGCGGCAAACACGUUGCAGAGGGUCUAGCGAAGAACGGCGUUGCCAAGUUCUGGGUUACCGAGUCUUUUGCCCAUCUCAAGCCCAUUGCGGGUGUCAACGAAGCUGUGCCGUUUAUUCAGAAGCAGAUUGGUCUGGAUGAGGUUGAGGUUGCGUCGCCCGGUACAUCAUUUGCGGAAUCUUAUGGUGUCGUGACUGGAUAUGGUGAUGCGCCGUCAACCCUGAAGGUUGGCAGCGUUGGACCUGACUCGAAGGGGUUGGCAGAGAAGUUUAUUUGGCAUAUCUCGCGUCAUCGUAACUGGCAGCGGGAGCUGGAUGGGUUGUCUGACCAGAUUGCGGCUUAA
Molecule: messenger RNA, 2187 nt
Organism: Penicillium cataractarum
Lineage: Eukaryota; Fungi; Ascomycota; Eurotiomycetes; Eurotiales; Aspergillaceae
Gene: catA
Product: catalase catA
Exons: 3
Coding region: 1-2187 (728 amino acids)
Biological process (GO): response to oxidative stress; hydrogen peroxide catabolic process
Cellular component (GO): cytosol
Molecular function (GO): heme binding; catalase activity
Source: RefSeq, a predicted model, not a curated record